AUGUCCUGGAAAAGGACCGCUGCUGCUCCCGUUCCGCCGGAUAGACCUGCUGCUGGUGGUGGCUCCCAUGUCCCUGGUGCUGCCUCCCCUUCUCCGGUACCAGGCACAGCUCCAAGAGCCGGGGUGAAUCGGGUCUGGGUCAAUGCGGAAGCCGGAGGGCCAAGCAACGGUCCUAGCAGCGCGACCCGCCAAACCACGACGGCUCUGGCGAGAGGCAGUGCGGCCCAGGCCGUCAUCAGCACGAAGUCCAAGACGGGCAACCGCAACCGGGUGUGGACCAACAGCAGCACUACUGCUGCCCAAAUCGCCGGUACCAGCAAUGUCGCUACGAAGAAGCCCGUGGGGGGACCCCCGCCCCCAAGCACGCCCGCCGCCGUGUUCCGAGGUGGAUCGUCGGCCGCGCAACCACGAAGGGGUCCCGGCCACAACCUCGUGUGGACGAAGGCGACAGGAAGAGGGGAGACAGCAGGAGGCCCCGCUCGGUCCGAUUCCCGUGGGGUUGCGCCAGCUAGCAGCGCAGGUGGUAAUGGAAACAGUAGCACCGCGAGGUCGUGGAAGGAACAGCCGCCGUCAGCCGGAGCUACAGCAAUCAGCAGUAGAAACGCGCAUUCGUCGGUGGCCGGAGGAGCGGCGGCUUCAUCGAGAGUUACUCCGGCUCCGUUGGCCGCUGCUGUGUCGAAAGCUCCUGCAGCCGCCACAGCAGCGAGACCGAAGCCCGCGGCCGCCGCUCCGCCGUCUUCUCCGACGAAACCAGUCGCGAGAUAUUCGGGUUCGGCUGUUGGGCGGAGUUCUGCAACGACCGCUGCCGCUGUAACGGCCCCAGCUCCGUUUGCGUCGGCCGCCGCUCUGUCGAAAGCUCCCGCCGCUGCCGCCGCGCGCCCGAAGCCCGCGGCCGCCGCUCCGCCGUCAUCCCCGACGAAACCAGUCGCGAGAUACUCGGGUUCGGCCGCUGGGCGGAGUUCUGCAGCAGCCGCUGUGGCGGCCCCGGCAGGGGCGGCGCCCGUUCCUGUGACGGCGUCAAAGCCGCUUGUCGCGCGAUACUCGGGGUCGGCGGCCUCCCAACAGCGUAGAGCCGCCGCCGCUGCCGCCGCCGCCGUCGUCGCGACGCGUGCCGGGAAAGGUCCGCCGUCGAGACAAGCCGGCGGGCAGCAAGUCGCGCGGUACUCGGGGGGGGCGGCAGCGCGAGGCGGUGCUCAUUGCAGCAAGAGCAAGGCCUUCGGGAGGGGGGGCGCGGUUGGCAGGACGUUCGGGCGCGCCGGCAGGGGCGUGGUUGCCUGGAGAGGCCGGGGAAGGACCGGAACGGGCGCCGGCGCGAGAGGCCGAUACAAGUCACCUCGAGGCCUUCUUGCCUCGCAGGGGGGGUGGGCGGCGUGGCAUUUCAACGGUAGAGGCUGGGGGCGAGCGCACUCUAGUCAUUCAGCAUGGGCACCGGCGACGGCGCGCUUCGGGGCGUAUCCCACUUCGCAAUGGGUGGCAGGCCAGUGGGUUCAUCCGUGGGCCGGCUGGAGGGGGCGGGGAAGGGGGCGGGGAAGGGGGCGCGGACGGGGCUUGUAUUCCUCGGCGGCUGGCCGUUCGCGACAAGCACCCCGGAGCAAGCACGUGCGGUUUAAGAACAGGACUCUUAUUCGCGCCCGCAGCCUUCUACCGCAGCAGCGCGGCGCGGCGAUGACAACGGCAGCGACAAUACUGGGUGCGGUUGCUCGACGCGCCUCUUUCGGCGCGACAAGCCGUUUCGCAAAACUGGGCGGGACCGCUGCUUCGUCGACGAAGUUCGUCCGUGGCGGCAAGCACGGCAUGGCCAUCCGGCGUGUCGACAGCUCUGCCCUUGCGGCCCGUAGGGCCGCCGCUGCCGCAGCCGCCGCAGCCGCAGCCUCGACCCCGGCUGCCAAGAGGCUCAAGAUGUCGAUCGACAGAAAAACCAGUAGCGCACAGGACAAGCCAGCUCGGGCGACUGGAGACGGAAACGCUCCUUCGAAAGUAUUUCCGCUUGCGGGGAGGGCGAAGGCCACCGCAGUUGCGAAGAGCGGCGUUGCGGCGACGCAGGCGGCGUCGGCGCCGUCGCCGGCGGCCGCCCGGCGGAAAGCGGCUCUGCUGGGCAAGGCGGCCGCUCGCGCGCGAAGCGUGACGUCGAGGAGGGCGGCGGCAGUGGUUGCCGGCGCCCGCGCCAAGCGGACCCGCCUGCAGGUCGUCCGCAACAUGACGCUGUACCGCGGAAAGGGGCAGGUGGCCGUGGUCGGCACCGGCAAGGAGGCGGCGUCGGCUGCUGCUGCCAAGAAGAAGAGCAACAAGAAGACGAAGACGGCCGAGCCGUGCCUCUUCUUCUGCAGGUUCGGCAAGUGCUCCAAGUCGGACGAGGAGUGCCGCUACGUCCACGACAGGGCCAAGGUGGCGGUGUGCCGCGCGUUCCUGAGAAAGGGCGGGUGCGACAAGGGAAACAAGUGCCUGCUGACGCACGCCGUCCAGGCGGAGAAGAUGCCGGUCUGCAUCUACUUCGAGAAGGGAAUGUGCUUCACGCCCAACUGCCCGUACCUGCACGUGAAGGUCUCUCAGAACGCGGCGGUCUGCCCCAGAUUCUUGAAGGGUUAUUGUCCGGACGGAACAGCCUGCAGGCUCAAGCACGAGCUCCCAGACCCCAGGAAACGGGCGAGGGAUGUUACCACUGGAGGCGACCAUGGCGGCGGCGACGAUAAUACCACCCUCAAGAAGAAGACACGGACGACAUCAUCGGCUUCGGAGACAGGCGCGGGAGAAGACGGUUCGGCUGCGGCUUCAGCGGCGUCAACGGCGACGGUCGACGGUGGCGGCGGCGUGGGUCCCUCCGAAGGUAGGUCAGGUAAGUCGGUGGUUUUGCUGCCAUCAAGCGCGGCGGCGGCGGCGGCGGCGGAGGCGGAGGCGGAGGUCGCCAUGGGUGGGGGAGGAGUGCGGGGGGAAAUUGCAGAGCCAGCGCCCAACAGCGACGGGGGCCCCGCUGCUGCGACAACUGGGGGUGCGCGGGAGGGGGGUGGGCCUGUUCCUGGGGAGGUAGGGGGGAGACAGGGGACACGGGGGUCGCCGGCAGGUGUCGGGCAAGUUCGUAAGGGGCCAGACGGGGAAGACGAUGAUGAUGAUGAUGAUGAUGAUCUCAAGCCCGUCUUUCUCCGCAAGCGCAAGAAGAGAUAAUGGAGGGCGGCGAUCUCUUGUUCGUUUCUUGCUAGAAGCUGAAAGUAGCUGGCGCCGCACGUGGACGGCGGCGAUGACAAGCCGUCGGGAAGAAGCCGAAGUUUCGAUAGAGUGUGUGGUGAAGGAGGCAACGGCGGACGGCAGCGGGCGGGUGGGGAAUGUAAAUAUGUUGCGGAAGUCUGUCGAGCGGUGUUGAUAUUGUGUGCUGUUGGUGUUGUCACACUCCGUGACCCUUGUGUACCUCGUAUCCCGUAAUCUUCGAAGGCAAAGACAGGGAUUGUUGUCGUUGCCACAAGUUAAUCCCAAGAGACAUAUGCUAGAGGCAGACCGUGAGAAAAAAAAGUCUAGAAUCGUUCGUGAACAGCAGUUUGAGGUUUUGUCGGUGUUGUAGCCUGCAAGAGGAGAUGCUUGGAGCUUGGGCAGACGCUGGGCUACCAGGAUUUGUGGUAGGAUAAAGAGAGCGUAGAGACGAGCGGCAUUAUUUUUUUCCGUGAGAGGACGGGCAUGAAGUUUAUUUAGCAAGAACUUUAGAGUCCGCUCUAAGCUUGCUUGUUCUAUAGCUCUGUGUUAUGUGUUUGUUGCCGGGAAAGUUGCUGUUCUCGUUGGGCGUGUUUUGCAGUUCUGCCGCCACUACUUGAACAACACAGCAGUAGCGACGAAUGAUUAAAGAUGUGGCGGGAUCUCUGGCCAGUCUUUGUGCUAAGUGUUGGUUGUCUUUGGGC
Molecule: messenger RNA, 3881 nt
Organism: Ectocarpus siliculosus
Lineage: Eukaryota; Phaeophyceae; Ectocarpales; Ectocarpaceae
Source: the annotation of a GenBank genome assembly